AUGGAAUUAAUUCGAUGGGAAGCCACUUUAUCCAGCCAUAUGGGUGUAGCUGCUCCUAAUGAACCACGAAUCGAGGGAGUGGCAGCUCAAAGUAGCCUCACCACACAGACCAAAGACUACAGGCCAAAAGUUCAUAUCAAGUCUCACCCACUUGCAAAAUGGUUUGCACAGGCACGUCUUUCCAGAGAGUGUGAUGGAGCUCUCAGAGGGGAUGACAGAGAAGGCUAUAAACAUGGAGAUUCUUGCCAAAACAGAUCAGCUAAAAGAAAAGUGCUAGGAAGAGCUCUAGUUUUAUUGUGGGAUACUUAG
Messenger RNA from Podarcis lilfordi (Lilford's wall lizard), 309 nucleotides. NCBI's taxonomy places the organism in Eukaryota, Metazoa, Chordata, Lepidosauria, Squamata, Lacertidae. The record is from the annotation of a GenBank genome assembly.